ACGUCGCUGCUCCCGAGCUGCCGGUCAAAGAGUUUGUCUUCGGGAUUUGAGGAUAUUUUGGGUGUAAAGGAUGGACUUGACACCAAUUGCUAUUGAAGAUGUAAGAAACGUGAUUACAGCUAUGGAGGAGAAAUUGGAGUGCCCCAUAUGCUUGGAUAUUGUACAAGAGCCAAUUUCAACAAAAUGCGAUCACACAUUCUGCAGGUUCUGCAUGUUCAGACUUCUCAGCAAAAAUAAAAAAGGUGUGGCACAAUGUCCCCUGUGUAAGACUGAAGUUACCAAGAGAAGCCUGAAAGAAAAUUCGAGAUUUAAGAAACUAGUUGAAGGACUAUUGGAAACUAUCCACGCAUUUGAGCUUGACACGGGAAUAAAGUUUUCAAACAGUCUUCACUACCCUAAAACAUCCAAGGAAGCCACUGCUGCUGAGUUCCUCUGUAAAGAAAGUUCUGUCAUCCAAAGUAAGGGCUUCAGAAAGAGGAAAAGUACUACAGAAAAUGGACAAGAAAACUGCAUCUUGCAGGAAGCUAAAGUGAACACACAGCUCACACAUACUGGGGCCAAGAGGUAUUCCCUGAGAAGCAAAAUCCAGAAAUCUGACUCUCGAAAAGAAGUUUAUAUUGAGUUUGGCUCUGAUUCAUCUGAAGACCUUUUUAAACAGACAAGUAAUACUGAGUUAAAAAACAAAGAAAUGCUUCAGAUUCCAUCUCAAGAAAAGCCAGAACUACUUCAGAGUGCUGAGAAGGGGAGUGAAUAUUCUUGCAGUACAGCGCCUGACAAGCCUGAUGCUAAAGAGAUAAUUCUAUCAAAUGUCAUAGGUGAAAAUGAUUUCUCAAAGGAAGGCUUGAGCAAGGAAAGUACUGGGAGCAUCACUGAAGAUGCCAAACCUGGUCAAGCGAGUAUGACUCAACACCAGAGUUCUCCUUUAAAUGUUCUUGCUGUAGACCUCCUCACAGAGCAGCGUGACAGAACAGGUGAUGCCAGUCCCUUAAGGAAUGAGGAUAUAUCUCUCUCUAAGAACACAGAAGAAAUGAAUGCAGAACAAACUCAGUGCAAUAGUAAAAGCAAAGAAUUCGACUUAGAAGAUGGGUCACAGAGCAGGUUGGAUGAAAACCAAGAAACAGACACUUGUGUAGAAAGUGUGGAAGCUGUAGAAAUGUAUGAACCUAAGAAUGAUUCUUGUAAUGAAAAAGAGCUUCCUGUGGAGAAACUACUUCAGCCAAAGACACCUCGCUGUGCUACUCCAAAGCAAUUCUCCAGGAAGAGACUGAAGCGAAGCAUUCAGAAAGUCAAUGAAUGGUUUUCAAAAAGCAAUGAGGUUCUGUCUUCGAGUUCUUCCCAGGAUGAUUCUACUGGAGCAAAUGAUGUUUCAGGUGAAGAAGAUACAUUUUUAUCAGGUAAAGGUUGCUGUAUUUCAGAAAAGAAUGACUGUAUGGUAGACUUCAUGGAAAUACCAGAGGUUAAAGGAAACAAGACAUGGUCAAAACAAACAGCAGGCAGCAUCAAAGACAAACUAUUUGGGAGAACUUACAAGAGAGAGAGGAAGUCAAAUUCCCCUAAUAUCUUGAAAGAGGUUUUACCUACUACAAGAAAGGAAGUUGUGACUGCUGCUGUGAAGUGCUUGAAUGAUUCCAUCAAAGACAGACCAAAACGAAAAAGGAAGAGUGCCUGUGUCCUGCAACCUGAAGAUUUCAUCAAGAAAAAAGAUACAGACACGGCAGAUGGGUGCCCUCAAAGUGCUAACUUGUGCCUUGAAGGUGCUGAAAAGAAAAGAUGUGAUGAAAGCUCUGCUGUUAAUGAGAGUCACCUCUCUGGGAACAGAGAGGCUGAUACAGUAGCAGAACUUGAGGAAGGAGGAGGAUCCACGUGGAAAAAAGCUGCUGCAAAGGUGACUGGCAAGCACUGUGAUGGGGAGCCAGAACUGAGUAACUGCAAUCAGAAAUGCACUAAAAGUUCUUCAGCAAAAAGAUGCAGGCGUUCUACCAGAACCAUGUGUGCUCUGCAGUUAGUAGUGGAUAGAGACCCUGUUUCCCCUGAUCCAGCUGAGCCACAGAUUGAUAGCUAUCCAAGCAGUGGAGAAGCAAGGAAAGUUGAUUCUGAGCAAAGACAAGUCAGGCACAACAGAAGGCUUCGGUUACUGUCUGAGGAAAUUGCAAAAGAAACAGGAAAAGGAACAGUAAUUAAGGGAGGAAAAAAACAUGACAGUGAUCAUGAAGGAUCCCAGAGGAAUGUGUUAGUUCACACUUCUGAAUGCAAAGACCCAUGUGAGCCCCAGGGUACACCGAGUUACAAGCCCCUUCCCAAUCUGAAGGUUGGUGAUCUGGAAGCAAAUGAAAUGCAGUUUAGUCCAAAGAAUUCACCUGACACUGCAGAAACUGGAAAACGUCUCUUCAAUUUUGCUUCUCCAUGUCAGCAUUUGAAUGGCAGUUCUCUUGCAUCUGGUUCUGCUUCUCAAGAAGACGAAAUGCUGGGUAGCCCAUUGCUCCUACAGCCUCCUUCAGACAGUGUUUCACAAACUGCUUCCCACUCAACUGAAGAGAUGACUAAAUCAUCUGCUGCUCUUCCUCAGGAUGGUGGACGUGAUACACAAAAUAUUCCAAGGGGCUUGAGCACUGCAGAGUUACCAAUGGCUAAAAAUGCUUUGGAAUUGACCAAGGAAGUUGAAGAUAGUGAAUUGGACACCCAAGAUCUGCGAAAUAUAUUUAGGCAUUCAAAACGUCUGUCGUUUAGCCUUUACCCUGCUCCCAUGAAGGUGUGUGCAGUAGAUGGUGAUUCUGAAACUCUAAAGAUACCAUGUGCUGAUCAGGUACCAAAUAAAUACAGCAAAGACUUAAAACCAGGAAACUUGCAAGAAGAGGAAACAGCAGCUGAAAGCUUGAAUGGGGUUGGUGAGAAAGAGAAGCUUGUAACCUAUGAACCUGCUUGUGUUAGUCCUGUGACUUGUGUUGCCAGCAACACUGAAUGUCUGCACACAGGGGGAAAAGAAGAUGCUUCACAGGUUGCAAAUCAAGGGAAUCUGACACCAAGAAGAAUGAGCACUGCUAGGGCUGAAGGCAAAAACAGAUCACAAAAGGGAGAGCGGGGAAAUGAAAAGACAGGGUCAACCGACACAGGGACAGAAAGUGAGUUGAGACAGAAUCCAGCCAAAAGUAACAUAAGCCAGAGUGGUCAGGGUAAUAGAGAAGAGAACAUUUUCAAAAGGACAGAUUUAAACACAGUUAUUGAAACAUGCUUCAUUUCAGAAAGCAAUCAGCCAGAAGAGGCUGGAGCUGUUGAUGGCAAAGGAUCAAUACUCCAUUCUCAGUAUGGAUCAAUGACUUGUCAGCAAAGACCUGCUGACAUCUCUGAAGUCAUGGGGAAAGAAAGUAGCAAAGGAAACCAAGUAAAGCAGAAUGAAGGACAAGCAACUGAAGCUACUGGCACAGGGAUACCUGAGAGUUUAGUUACAGAGGCUCUAGAAGGACCUUCUAAAGGGAACAGUGAUUUCACAGGUUUGUCUGAAACCCCUGAUGGCUUACUGUGCUCUGAUGAGGAUCCUGAAGAGAACAGCAGCUUUUCUGAAACCAACAAGAGAGAGACAUCUGCCGUGUUUGUAAAAGGAAGUGGCAAUGCCCUGGUAAACGAGCUACACAAUAGAAAUGUCAGUUCAAAGCCAAGAUCUCAAGGGAUUCGAAGAUCUCGAAGAAGAGCUAAGAAACUGCAGUCUUCUGAAGAAGAAUCCAGCGAGGAUGAAGAUUUACCCUGUUUUCAGGAACUAAUAUUUGGCCAGCCAGUAAGCACACCUUUGCAGACUGACAAAUGGAUGACAUCUGUGGUAGAGCCUUCAGUAAGUCCUGUCACAUUGCCUGCCAAUCGAAGUCACGAGGACAAGGAUUUGCAGAAAAUGCCUGAAGCUGCCCAAAGUAACGAGUGUGCUUCACCAAGCCAGGAGUCAGAGUGCUCCAUCAGCUUAUUUUCUUCCCGGUCCAGCAUGUCAGAAGAAUUGGCUGAUGAAGCACCAGAGCAGAAGAAACCUUCAAGGCAAGGUCAUACAUCCAAAGUGAGCAAUGUGAAUGAGAGUAAAGAAACUGCUCAGAGUUGUAAUGGAAGGCUGAAGGGAAGCAAAACUGGCUUCAAAGAUGAAUGCCACGAAGACCCAAACAUGGGAGCAAACCUAGGUGAUGCAUCUGGAUACGACAGUGAAGCAAGUUAUGUAGAAGAUUCAUGUGAUCCGUUCUCUCAGGGUGAAAUCCUUACUACCCAGCAGAAGAAUGCUAUGCAAAACAACCUAAAAAAACUCCAGCAAGAAAUGGCUGAACUUGAAGCAGUGCUAAAGCAACAUGGAAGUCAGGACUGCGAACUUUCACCUGACCAUAAGGAGCAGGCAUGUUCCAGUAGUGAAGGAGCUCUUGGAAUGGAACAAAUGAGGCAAAAAAGAGGUAAAUAUUGUCCGGAAUUGUUGCUUCCAUCUUCUAAAUCCUCUGUAUUGAAGAGGUCACAUUUGGAGAAAGGCCUUCAGUGUGACAGUGUCCUGAAAAACAAAGCUCCUUCAGAAAAGACAAAACCUGUGCAGGAAGCAGUGCAAGAAUACAGUCAGUGUCAGUCUGAAGCAGAAAGUGCAGAUGAGCAGAAAUCUGAGAUCAGACUGGACAGUGCAUCUGUCUUAACAAAUCUCUCUGGAAAUGGAACCAUCAGUCCAAGGCUUCUUAAAGCUGCAAGGCUUCUUCAACCUCAAACUGCAGAAGCAACAAAUAGUUCUGUUGUAGCUCAGGAUGCUGACAAAAGUUGUGCUCGAGAGCGUGAAUCCAAAAAAAGGGAGAGUUUUCCUGUACCUGUUCUGCACAGGGCAGCUGGGAAAGAAAAUGCUACAAGUCUAGUUGUGGCCAAUAGGAAAGAAAUGUCAAUUGUGGCAUCGGGUCUGAAUCGAACAGAGCUUUUGGUGAUCCAGAAGUUUGCGAGACAAACUGGGAGCACUUUAUCUAAUCACGUUACUGAAGGAACAACCCAUGUCAUAAUGAAAACAGAUAAGGACCUGGUGUGUGAACGAACACUGAAGUACUUUCUGGGUAUUGCAGGAAAAAAAUGGGUAGUUAAUUAUCAAUGGGUAAUCCAGUCUUUUAAAAAAGGACGAAUACUGGAUGAGGAGGCCUUUGAAGUGAGAGGGGAUGUAAUCAAUGGGAGAAACCACCAAGGUCCUAAGAGAGCUAGACAGUCUCUAACUGAAAAGAUCUUUAAAGACUUUGAGAUCUGUUGCUGUGGACCUUUCACUAAUAUGACUACAGAGCACUUAGAAUGGAUGGUGGAGCUUUGUGGUGCCUCUGUUGUGAAGCAACUUCAUCUAUUCACACACUCCCCAAAUUCUACUGCUGUCGUGGUUGUGCAGCCAGAUGCUUGGGUGGAGAACAAGGAUUACAGAGCAAUCCAGCUAAACAACAAGGUUGCCAUGGUGACUCGAGAGUGGGUCUUUGACAGCGUGUCUUGCUAUGAGUGCCAGAAGCUGGAUGCUUACCUUGUGUCCUAAGGGCGGUCUGCACUUCUUUUUCCCUUGCUCAUAAUUCCUCCUCUGUGCUAAUAGCAAUAGGAAACUGUUUUAAGGACUGAGAACUCUUAAGUUACAUAUGCAGAGAUUAUGUACAUAGUGUUCUUGUUCAGAGUAGAACAACUGCAUUUUUAUUGUUGGCAAAGUUACUUAAACAACAUUUCCAGAUAAAGAUGGAGUUAGCCACCACUCUUCAAAGAUUAACAUUUCUGCUUUCAGAAUAGUCCUUUAAAUUAAUGCAAAGCUGAUUUUGAAACUCAGAAAAUGCAGGAUGUGGCCUCUUCAGAGAAAUGGCAACACAGUGUUUACCACUGCAGCCAGUUCCCGGUUUUAUGUACUUGAGGACAUUUAGGAAACACUCAUUUGAAAGAGUAAUUUUGGGCUCAAGGGUUGAAAAUGUACUUGCACUGCUGAGCAGCCUCUGUAUUUUCAAGUUGCGUAAAUACAUACCCUGUGUGUGCUCAUACAGUGGGAUAUUAUUUUGUGAUUACGAAUGCCUCAGCCUGGUUAAUUUUAGGCCACGGGUUUUAGUUUUGUUGAAUCCUAAACAAACAGCUCUCCUGUUGCAUAUAAAAAUGCCACCUUGCCCCAGCUAGGAGAAUUAUCCACAAGCACAGCCCUUGAAAAGCCAACCCUUGAUUCUCAGCACAAACCAAUCCUUAACACCACAAGCCUAUAUAAAGUUGUGUCAGCCUUAUUUCUGAGAAGCACCUGUGGCACCUAUGUAUAGGUAAUACAUGCACUUUAGUUAUCCCAGUGAUCUAUAAUAAGCUCUGUAAGAAUCUGCUUCUAUUAGUCCCUGCCUGCACAAUGAGACUGCAAAGAAAAUAAAUUGCUUUUUGUGGGAGAGAAGACGUUGGCUGUUUCUCUUGCCAAGCAAUUCAGCUCCACAAAUAACUUUGUGCUUCAAAGAGCACAAAGAGAACCUGUUUUCAUAAAGUUGUUGUUUGAAAAGAAGUAAUAACGUUGUAGCUAAGGUCAGAGAGUUGGGUGCUCAGAUGCUGCAAAGGUUGUCUUGGAAAGUUAGAACAAGUAUGUUUAUGAGUGUUGGAACGUUCAAAGGAAAUAAAAUUGUCUUGGCAA
This is a messenger RNA of Colius striatus (speckled mousebird), 6598 nucleotides long. RefSeq names its product BRCA1 DNA repair associated (gene BRCA1). NCBI's taxonomy places the organism in Eukaryota, Metazoa, Chordata, Aves, Coliiformes, Coliidae. The transcript is spliced from 22 exons. Gene Ontology annotation, biological process: double-strand break repair via homologous recombination; dosage compensation by inactivation of X chromosome; chordate embryonic development. The record is from RefSeq and is a predicted model, not a curated record. The coding region runs from base 71 to 5497 and encodes 1808 amino acids. Gene Ontology annotation, cellular component: plasma membrane; nucleus; BRCA1-A complex. Gene Ontology annotation, molecular function: ubiquitin-protein transferase activity; DNA binding; zinc ion binding.